This is a messenger RNA of Aspergillus terreus NIH2624, 972 nucleotides long. RefSeq lists its product as uncharacterized. Bases 1 to 972 code for a protein of 323 amino acids. The record is from RefSeq and is a predicted model, not a curated record. The transcript has 4 exons. NCBI's taxonomy places the organism in Eukaryota, Fungi, Ascomycota, Eurotiomycetes, Eurotiales, Aspergillaceae.
AUGGGCCCUGUGACCUUAACGAAGUGGAACAAACACUGGCCUGGUGGCAUCCCCUCAUUCCCUCACAGAAAUGAGGAACAAGUGGAAGAUGUAGCCGCCGCCUCUCGCGCAUGGAGAUUCUUUCUCCGUGAACAGUGGGUUGAUGUCGAAGAUGUCGCGGCGGAGGAACAAAGACGAACAUUGAUUGUGCGAUGGGCAACAGCAGACCAGGCAUUCCGCGAUAACUAUGAAACCCGAGCACCUGAGGAUGGGCGUGAAUUCGAAGACCCUAAUGAUGAUGCAUGCCUCACAGGGUUGAUCCAAAGAUUGGAUGAUGUUCACAUCUGUCUCACAAAAUGGACACCUGAGACACAAGCUCUGCUUGCGAAGUGCCUUAUCACGUUAUUCGGAUGGAUGGGUGAUCAAGAAUACAUGACCACGACAAUGUCAAUGUACUAUCCUUUGGAAGAUAACCAAGGAAAUAUCCUCGACACAUUUAAAUUCCGACAGAGUCUCGCGCGGCCCGAUUUCCUGGACAUGUGUGUGACGGUUAAAGGAACUCUGCGGUUCUCGGACUUCUUUCCCAAAUUAAUAAUUGACGACCGUACUCUUGAGACGGGACUCUGUCUCUGGGUUCAAUACCAGAACAACGGAAGGCAAGAGAGGGCUUGGCGGGCUCAGAUGUUCAUGGAUGAGUUCCCGCUUUUCUUUCUCGCGGUUCAUGCCAAUUCAGAACUGUUGGAUGAGGUGCUCGAAUAUAUGGAGAACGACAGACUCGAAGAUGAGGAUCCGGAGGUGAUUUUGGAAGAGAAGCCGGUCGAUAUGCGGCGCCCCUUCGUGGAAAUCUUUGAGAACAAUCGGCGCGACGAUGUGGACCGUUAUGCUCUGGGGUUCCGUGAGGCUGAAGCGGCAGGUAACGGUUUAGCGAUUGGAUAUGAAUUGGAACGGAUCCUUGCAGAUACCGGAGCCCCGUUGAAGAUUAACCAAAAAUGA